Danio aesculapii is the source of this 2787-nucleotide messenger RNA. RefSeq names its product prolyl 3-hydroxylase 1 (gene p3h1). The record is from RefSeq and is a predicted model, not a curated record. Gene Ontology annotation, cellular component: endoplasmic reticulum. Gene Ontology annotation, biological process: collagen metabolic process. Gene Ontology annotation, molecular function: iron ion binding; procollagen-proline 3-dioxygenase activity; protein binding. Bases 78 to 2561 code for a protein of 827 amino acids. Lineage: Eukaryota; Metazoa; Chordata; Actinopteri; Cypriniformes; Danionidae. The transcript is spliced from 15 exons.
UCCUCCCUCUUCAGAGACUUUAGGACAGUCUCCAAAACCGAGAUCUACCUCCUCACAGGCCUCCAGUAGUCUCCAAGAUGUGGACCUCACUGUGCCUCAUCUCAAUCCUCUCCACCCUCCACUUCACCCAGUGUGACCCUCAAAUCAAUGCGGGAUUUCAGCCGUACGACCUGCUCUUCGAUAACGCGGUGGAGGCGUAUUAUAAGCAGGACUGGCUGGCGGUGAUCCUCAACAUGGAGAAAGCGCUGCGGAAUAAAGGAGCGCUGCGUAAAAUACAGACGCACUGUCGCCUGUCCUGCGCCAAUAACACCGCUUUUGGGGAGCCUCUUCCCGGUUUGGGCGUCCCGAUCCCAGGCUCCGGCUCUGUGGAGGAUUUAGCGUUUUUCCAGAGGAUUCUCAAACGGGCCGAUUGCGUGAAUGCGUGUGAAACCGAGAAACUGGGACCGGCGACACUGCAUAAAGUUAGUGAGAAUGUAGAGCUGGAGUUUAAGAAGAGGACGCCGUAUAAUUACCUGCAAGUGGCUUACUUUAAGAUAAACAAGCUUGACAAGGCAGUGGCAGCAGCAAAUACAUUUUUCAUGGCGAACCCCGAGCAUGUGGAGAUGAAACAGAAUUUAGAUUAUUACAGGAUGAUGGCUGGGGUGCAGGAGACCGAUUUCAAGGACCUGGAGGAGAAACCGCACAUGGCUGAAUUUUUGCAAGGCAAGAUCCAUUACAGUACGGAAGAUUUCGUUCCAGCCGUCGAGCAUUUUGAGGCCGCGGUUGAAGAAUAUUUCGGCGCUUAUGAGGAAUGUCGAGUUCUGUGUGAGGGAGCGUUCGAUUAUGAUGGAUACAACUACAUGGAGUACAACGCUGAUCUCUUUCAGUCUAUGACAGACCAUUAUCUUCAUGUUUUGAGCUGCAAACAGAACUGUGCCAUCGAGCUGGCAUCCACCGCUGGGAGAGAAACGCCUUUUGAAGAUUUCCUGCCCUCGCACUUCAACUACCUGCAGUUCUCAUACUAUAACAUGGAAAAAUUCGAGCAGGCCAUUGAGUGUGCUAAAACAUACCUGCUCUUCCACCCUGAGGAUGCAGUCAUGGCUCAGAACAUUGCGUAUUACUCCGCUGUGCUGGGAGAUGAAAAAGCCAUCAACAUCACAGAAAGAGAGGUGGUUAAGCAGCAUAUAAAGAGGUCUCUGCUGGAAAAAGAGCUCCUUUACUACGGCUAUGAGAUGUUUGGUAAAACGUUUGUUGAUCCAGACACAUGGACGCCCGAGGAAGUCAUGCCCAAGAAACUAAGAGACAAACAGAAGGUGGACAAAGAAACAGCGGCGAGGAUUACAGAGGAGAUCGGUAACCUGAUGAAAGAGAUAGAGACACUGGUGGAAGAAAAGAGUAAAGAGUCAUCAGACAUUGUCAAGGUUGUGAAAGAUGAAAUCAAACCAGCUUCUGCUCCAGAAACUACCGGCAAACUCCCAUCUGAUGACAUCACCAUAACCAUGACCUCCGGGGUUCUGAGCGGUUCACAUAGAGUUGUCCUGGAUGGAGUAACCACAUCUGAUGAGUGUCAGGAACUUCAUCAUCUCUCCACUGAAGCAGCUCUUCAAGAUGCUUUUAAAGCAGCACCAUUCCCUCAUUCAGCAAAUGAGGUGUUUCAGGACGUCCCAGUUCUUAAAGCUCUACAGGAGGGUCUAAUUCCUUCACAAAGUGCACAUUUGUUGUCCAAUCUAAGUGAGAAAAUCCGGAAGGUUCUUGAAUCGUACUUCGCUCUGGAAUCACCGCUCUAUUUCUCCAGCUCAAACUUGGUCUGCAGAUCUGCCACAGAAAAGCAGGAAGUCAGUGCAGACUGUCUGCUCAUUUCGGAGCUCAACGAAUGCAUCAAAGUGCCGUCAACAAACACCAAUCAAGGCUACAGUGCCAUUUUGUACCUCAAUGAUGAUUUCGAAGGAGGAGAUUUUAUCUUCACCGAGUCGGAUGGCAAAGCUGUCUCUGCUGCAGUGAAGCCUCAGUGUGGUCGAGUGGUGGGCUUCAGAGCCGGACAGGAGAAUCUUCAUGGGGUCUCAGCAGUAACUAAAGGCCAGAGAUGUGCUGUAGUGCUUCACUUCACUCUGGAUCCUCAGCACAAUCAGGAGGAGCGUUUACAGACUGAAGAAUUUCUGAAAAAGCUUUCAAGCUCAGUUGAAGUCGACGUCCAGAAAACGGCGAUGGACAGUCAAGAGAAACCCUACAAACCCAAAGAAACAAUCCCUGCCGAAACAACAGAGAAAGACAAAAGCAAAGAGACUGAUGACAACACAGCCGGGACAAACACAGACAGUAAAGCAAUCAAGAAAAGCGAAAAACCAAAAACCAAAACAACAAAAAAGCCAUCGAAAACAGAAACCCAAACAAAAGCUAAAGCAGACAAAACAAAAACCACAACAGCGGAGAAAAAGAAAACAAAAACAGCCGGCAAGACAAAACCUGUAACGACAGACAAAAAGGAGAAGCCGCCUGGCAAGAAAACAACUGCAAAUGACAAAAAAACCAAACCAAAAGAAGCGAAAGACUCCAAAGCUGAAAAACACAAUGAUGAGUUAUGAGCCUCACUGAGGAGAGAUUUGGUUUUCAUUUUUUGAUUUUAUUUUUAUGUGAUGGAGCAGUUCUGCAAUUUUUGUACAUUUUUGUUUCUAAAGACUCGAACCUACAGGAGAAUUAUGGGUGACAAUCAAGUUUGGCAUUCUCAGGACAUUGUGAUUUAGCAUUACAAUUGCCACUCUGCAUUCCCAUAACAAUUCCUGAAUAAAAAGUGAUGUUUUUAAAUUAAAA